Lingula anatina is the source of this 8803-nucleotide messenger RNA. Its product is annotated as talin-1. Gene Ontology annotation, molecular function: actin filament binding; integrin binding; structural constituent of cytoskeleton. Gene Ontology annotation, biological process: cell-cell adhesion; actin cytoskeleton organization. Gene Ontology annotation, cellular component: cytoskeleton; cytoplasm; plasma membrane. NCBI's taxonomy places the organism in Eukaryota, Metazoa, Brachiopoda, Lingulata, Lingulida, Lingulidae. The record is from RefSeq and is a predicted model, not a curated record.
AAAACACAUCACUUUUGAGGAGCUAGUAUUUCAUUGUGAUGAGGAAGCUAUCUGCUGGAGCCACAGGGCAAUGCACUGGGGAAGAGAUGGUCACGCUUAUUAUUAGCUGAAGGAAACCUAGAUCUUAGGAGCUUUCUUGGUGACAAUUGGAGAUAAAGGGAAUGGAGGAAGAAAGCUGUCAGUUUGACAGAGAUCUCCGUGGAUGUUGAUUGAGAUAGUGACACUUCAUCUUGGGUACUGAAACAACCUCUGAUUUUCACAGCCAGGUUCUAGCUUACUGCUUAUAGUUAGCUACACUGGUGGAAAAAGGCUGAGAGGUUGUUCUCUGCCAAGGCUCCAAGAUGGCAACUCUUUCACUGAAAGUAAGCAUUGUGGGGAGCAACAUUGUGAAGACAAUGCAGUUUGAGCCCUCCACCAUCAUAUAUGAUGCCUGUCGAAUGAUAAGAGAAAGAAUACAGGAGGCAAACCAAGGAAACCCUGCUGACUAUGGCCUGUUUCUGGCAGAUGAAGACCCCAAAAAGGGGGUGUGGUUAGAGCAGGGCAGGACCCUAGAGUAUUAUUUAUUGAGGAAUGGGGAUUUGCUGGAGUACAAGAAGAAGCAGCGUAUCCUGCGAGUACGUAUGUUAGAUGGUACAGUGAAGACGCUGCAGGUGGAUGACAGCCAUACCUUAGGACAGCUUAUGGUCACCAUUUGCACCAGAAUAGGUGUAACGAAUCAUGAUGAGUUUUCAUUGGUGAGAGAUUUGUCGGAGGAAGAGAAGGAAAAGACGCUGACAUUGAGAAGAGGCCAGUCUUUGGCCAGGGACCAGAAAAAAUUAGAUGAAUUGAAGAAGAAGCUGCAUACAGAUGAUGAAUUGAAUUGGCUGGACCAUUCUAAGUCCCUGAGAGAAGAAGGAGUUGAGGAGAAUGAAACUUUAUUAUUGAGGAGGAAGUUUUUCUUCUCUGACCAGAAUGUGGAUGCCAGGGAUCCCGUACAGCUUAAUCUGCUAUAUGUACAGAGUCGUGAUGGUAUUUUGAAUGGCACUCACCCGGUCACACAGGAAGAGGCUGUGCAGUUUGGAGGAAUACAAUGCCAAAUACAGUUUGGAGAUCACAAUGAACAGAAACACAAGUCUGGAUUCUUGGAGUUGAAAGAAUUCCUUCCCAAGGAAUACAUGAAAAUUAAAGGAAUUGAAAAGAAGAUAUUUGCAGAACACCGUAAGCUGAUAGGUUCCAGUGAAAUUGAUGCCAAAGUUCGCUACUGUUCCCUGUGUAGGUCUCUGAAGACCUAUGGUAUCACAUUCUUCCUGGUCAAGGAAAAAAUGAAAGGCAAAAACAAGCUUGUUCCCAGGUUGCUUGGUAUAACCAAAGACAGUGUGGUCAGGGUGGAUGAAAAGACAAAAGAGAUCUUGAAAACUUGGCCUCUCACCACAGUAAGAAGGUGGGCAGCUUCACCUAACAGUUUCACCCUGGAUUUUGGGGACUACUCUGACUCCUAUUACUCAGUGCAGACCACAGAGGGUGAACAGAUUUCACAGCUGAUUGCAGGGUACAUUGAUAUCAUAUUGAAAAAGAAAAAGGCCAAAGAUCACCUGGGCAUUGAGGGCGAUGAGGAAUCCACUAUGCUUGAGGAGAGUGUUUCCCCAGCAAAGGCCACCAUCAUCCAGCACCAGUCCUCCAAGACAGGCCAGGCUGUGACGGGCAAUGUGGCUAUGCCUGCAGUGCUGAGAGCUGGGGGUCAGGGCCAGGCCCAGUUCUCUCAUGGCAGCAUGCAGCAGCCACAGUAUGGCAAGAUACAGAACCAGUUCCACCAGGGGCAUGCUCCUCCAGCUGGCCAGAAUGCCCAGAUGCAGGGAAUGUCCCAUGCACAGAGAGGACUGUGGAGCUCUAUGAACUCAGCUAUCACAGAUAUAGAGACAGUAGAGGGCAGCAUGCACCAGAGAGCUGAGCUGCCUCCACUGGGGCCUGAUCAUGCCUCUAAGAAGUGGAAGGAGAAUGCACUGGAUGUCUCCAAACACCACAUUGGCUCUCAACUGUCCGCCAUGAACGCUGCCACGGCGCAGGUGGUCACUAUGACUUCUGGUGGACCAGACGACACUGACUACACAGCUGUAGGAUCGGCUGUGUCAACCAUUACUGCAAACAUGACUGAGUUUGCUAAAGACGUCAGAAUGCUGGCUGCACUACAGGAGAGUGAUGAAGUUGGAGAUAAUCUCCUGGAUGCUGCAAGAAGACUUGCAGGUGCAUUCUCAGAUCUCCUGAAAGCUGCCCAGCCUGGAAGCUCAGAGCCACGUCAGAACCUGUUGACGGCUGCCAGUAAGAUAGGAGAGGCCAGCAAUGAGGUGAUGAAGACUGCAGGAGACGGGACAGACGAGGUGGACAAGGCAUUCCAGGAUGCUCUCCUGGCUUUGGCUAAGGCAGUGGCCAAUGCCACGGCCGCUCUGGUACUGAAGGCCAAGGGAGUGGCCAGUAAGUGUGAUGACCAAGCUUUACAGAACCGUGUGAUCAGCUCAGCCACACAGUGUGCUCUGGCCACCUCACAACUUGUAGCCUGCACCAAGGUUGUAGCCCCUACAGUUAGCAACCCAGCUUGCCAAGAACAGCUGGUAGAGGCAGCAAAGUUAGUGGCAAAGUCAGUAGAAGGUAUUGUGGAGACUGCACAGACUGCCUGUAAAGAUGACAGACUACUGCAGGAGUUGGGAGCAGCAGCCACAGCUGUCACCAAGGCUUUGAAUGACUUACUACAGCACAUUAAGCAGGGGUCUGGAGGAGGACAGGGAGGCCAGCAGGAGGUAGCUGUAGAGGCUAUACUGGGAGCCACAGACCGUCUGUUCAGUAGCAUGGGGGAUGCCCCAGAGAUGGUACGACAGGCAAGGGUACUGGCUCAGGCCACCUCCCAGCUUGUGAAUGCUAUCAAGGGGCAGGCAGAGGGUCACUCAGAACCAGACAUGCAGAAACGCCUCCUGGCAGCAGCUAAAGUAUUGGCUGAUGCCACAGCAAGGAUGGUGGAGGCAGCUAAGGGCUGUGCCUCCAACCCCAAUGACUCUUCCCAACAGCAGCACCUUAAGGCAGCCGCUGAGGAUCUGAGGUCUGCCACAAAUAAAGCGGCCAGUAAUGCACUCAAGAAGAAGCUAAUUAAGACUUUGGAGGUGGCUGCCAAACAGGCUGCCUCUGCUGCCACCCAGCUGAUCAAUGCAUCUCAAGCAGCUGAGAAAUCAAACAGGAACCCUGCCUCCCAGAACCAGCUCAAUGCUAGCUGUAAGAGCACAGCUGAUGAAAUUCCCAAGUUGGUGCAGGGUAUUCGGGGCACCUUGCACUCUCCAGACAGUCCUACAGCCCAGCUGAACCUUAUCAAUGCUAGUGAAGAUAUGAUUCAGGUGAGCAGUCGUCUAGUGAACAGUGCUAAGGCUGCUACUCCCACUGUCUCAGACCAAGCCACUGCUCUUAGUCUCACUAAUGCUACCAAGAACAUGUCAGCAGCCCUGGCAGAACUGAGGACAGCUGCAGCAAAGGCACAGGAAGCUUGUGGAACGCUGGAGAUAGAUGGUGCUCUGGCUCACAUCAAUGACCUGGAAAGGGAGCUGGAAGAAAUAGAACAAACAUGUCAGGCUGGUAAACUGCUGCCACUGCCUGGAGAGACGAUGGAAUCUUCAGCCCUCCAGUUGGGCCACACCUCCAAGACGGUAGGCUCUUCCAUGGCUCAGCUCCUCACAGCAGCUGCCCAGGGAAAUGAGAACUACACAGGAAUUGCUGCUAAAGACACCGCCAAUGCCCUUGGUGUCCUCACCAAUGCUGUUCGUGGUGUGGCAGCGUGCUCAGAUGACAGGAAAGUCCAGCAGAAUAUCAUCGAUGCGGCCAGAGAUGUCAUGGAUAAAUCCGCCAGGUUGAUUGAAGAGGCAAAGAGAGCCGUCAGUAGUCCUAACAGUCCUGAUAACCAGCAGAGGCUGGCACAGGUUGCUAAGGCAGUGUCACAUGCACUAAACAACUGUGUGAACUGUCUCCCAGGACAGAGGGAUGUAGAUGCUGCCAUCAAAGAAAUCAGCAGCAUGAGCCAGACUAUAUCUUCAGGACAGUUUCCACACACAGACAAGAGUUUCUCCGAGGUUCAGAAUGAGAUGAGUGCUGCAGCCAACAACCUGAACCAGGCAACCACAGAUGUGGUGGCAGCUGCCCAGGGUACCCCACAGCAGCUGGCUUCUGCCUCCAACAGCUACAGCAAGUCCUAUUCUGAACUGGUCAAUGAAGGGAUGACAUUUGCUGGAAUGACCAAGGAGAGGGAGGUCCAGUCCCAGAUAGUGAGUGGUCUGAAAAGUGUAUCUAUGGUGUCCAGUAAGCUGUUACUGGCUGCCAAGUCGCUCUCUGCUGACCCCAAUGCUCCCAAUGCCAGGAACUUGCUGUCCCAGGCAGCCAGGGCGGUCACUGACAGUAUCAACCAGCUGAUUGAUAUAUGUACCACAUCAGCACCAGGACAAAAGGAGUGUGAUAAUGCAUUGAGGCAGAUACAGGUGAUGCAUAAUGUGCUAGACAACCCAACAGAACCUGUUAGCGAUGCCUCAUACUUUGACUGUGUGGACUCUGUGAUGGAGAAAUCAAAGGCACUAGGAGAUAGUAUGUUAGGUAUAACAGACCAUGCCAAGAGAGGUGCACUGGAAGAGUUUUGUGGCUCUGUCAAGCAGUUUGCUGGAUCUGUGUGUGGACUCACUGAGGCUGCUGCACAGGCAGCCUACUUGGUGGGGAUAUCAGACAGAGCUUCUGAACCGGGAAAACCAGGCCUGGUUGACCAGUCCCAGUUCUCACGGGCAAACCAAGCCAUCCAGAUGGCAUGUGAGACUCUAACAGAUCCCUCCAGCACGCAGCAGCAGGUGCUGUCAGCAGCUACAGUGGUGGCCAAACAUACGUCUGCGCUGUGUAACAUCUGUAGAGUGGCAUCAUCAAAAACAACCAACCCAGUGGCCAAGAGACAUUUUGUGCAAUCAGCUAAAGACGUAGCUAACAGUACAGCAAACCUGGUGAAAGCUAUUAAGGCAUUGGACUCUGACUUCUCCGAGCAGAACCGUAAGAGAUGUGCAGAUGCGGCCAAGCCUCUGAUUGGAGCUGUGGAGGAGCUGACCACCUUCGCCUCCUCACCAGAAUUCACCAGCGUGCCAGCAAAGAUCAGCAGAGAAGCCAGGAAGGCGCAGGAGCCUAUCAUCUCCUCUGGCAAGGCGAUGAUCGAUGGAGCCUGUCAUAUGGUGAAGGCAGCCAAGCAGCUGGCAGCUCAUCCUAAAGACCCUCCAACCUAUUUACUGUACUCCAAUCACUCCAAGAGCGUGUCUGAUGCCAUCAAAUCUCUAGUUGCUGCCAUGAAAGAGAGUGCACCAGGCCAGAAGGAGUGUGAUGAUGCUAUAGAGAAGGUGACCUCUACCAUCAAGGAUUUGGACCAAGCAGCUCUGGCUGCCAUUAGUAACAGUCUGCCAGCUAGGAAUGACAAUAACCAACAGGGCUUCCAGCAGCAGAUGAUAAGUUGUGCUCAAGAAAUAGCAGAUAGAAUAGACCCUGUGCGAACUGCAGGCAAGGGAGAGGCAGAGAAACUGGGCCACUUGGUUACCAACAUGGCCUCGUAUUUGGAUCCCCUGGCUGAUGCUGCAGUGGGCACAGCUUCUAAGAUCAUGAACUCUAAGAGACAGAUGGCAGUAUUAGACCAGACAAAGACUGUGGCAGAAUCUGCUCUACAGUUGAUAUAUGUGGCAAAGGAAGGGGCUGGCAAUCCAAAGUCUAAUGAUGCCCACACAGCCAUAGAUGAUGCAGCAGACAAUAUGAAGGAGGUGAUGGCAGAUCUACUGCAGACCAUGGAGGAGGCCUCAGCCACGGCCGGAGUGGUCACAGCAAUGGUGGACAACCUGGGCAAGGCCAUCGCCAAGACUGAUGACAGAAUAGUGGUUCAUGAGAACCUGUCUUUUGUGGACUACCAGACCAACAUGGUGCGCCUUGCUAAGAAGAUUGCCCAGAUUGCUCAGGAUAUGGUUGGCAAAUCUAGUAACAACCCUGAGGAGCUAGGUGGCCUAGGUAACCAGUUGACCAGAGAGUAUGGAGAACUGGCCUCUGAGUCUCAGGGUGCCACAUCAUGUUCAAGUACUGCUGAGAUUGGUCACCAGAUCAAGAGGACAGUCCAGGACCUGGGCAGGCUGUGUAUAGAACUGGUCCAGGAUGCAGGGCAUCUACAGAGCAGCCCUGGAGAUAGCUUUGCCAAGAGAGACCUGGUAGAACAUGCCAGGGCUGUCUCUGAGAAGGUGUCCCAUGUACUAGCAGCUCUCCAGGCUGGAGCUAGGGGCACACAGGCCUGUAUCAAUGCUGCUCAUACAGUGAGUGGGAUCAUUGGAGACCUGGACACUACCAUCAUGUUUGCCACAGCAGGGACGCUCAACCCUGAUGCAGACACGGAACAGUUUGCUGACCACAGAGAGGCUAUACUGAAGACAGCCAAGGCUCUAGUAGAAGACACCAAGACUCUAGUAGCUGGUGCUGCUGCCAACCAAGAACAGCUGGCAGGGGCUGCCCAGAGCGCAGUCAGGACAAUAACUCGUCUCACUGAUGUGGUCAAGUUUGGAGCUGCAUCCCUGGGCUCUGAGCAGCCUGAGGCACAGGUGCUCCUGAUCAAUGCAGUGAAAGAUGUGGCCUCGGCUCUGGCUGAUCUCAUCAGUUGUACCAAGAAUGCUGCGGGAAAACCUGUGCAAGACCCAUCUAUGUCGAACCUCAAGGACUCCGCUAAGACUAUGGUGACCAAUGUGACAUCCCUCCUGAAGACAGUGAAGACGGUCGAAGAUGAGGCGGCCAGAGGAACCAGAGCACUGGAGUCCACUAUAGAGGGCAUCGCACAGGAGAUUAGGGCAUAUGAGAGCAGUGACAAGUCUGACCUGAAGGCCACCCCAGAAGACCUGAUCCGGCACACCAAGGCAAUCUCCAAUGCUACAGCCAAGGCAGUGGCUGCAGGAAACUCUGGCAGACAGGAGGACAUCAUUGUGGCUGCAAACAUGGGACGCAAGGCAGUCUUUGAUAUACUGGUGGUCUGCAAGGCUGCUGCUCAGAGUGCAGAGACGGAGGAGAUCAAGCAUAGGACGCUGAGAUCUGGACGUGACUGUGCUCACAACUUCAGAGAGCUGCUUGACUUGGUGCACCUGGCCAUCCAGAAGCCCACCUAUGAAAACAAGCAGAGUCUUGGACAGGCAUCCAAGAAGGUGGCCAACGCUGUCACAGAAAUUGUACAGUCAGCCGAGGCUAUCAAAGGCACAGAGUGGGUAGAUCCAGAUGACCCCACAGUGAUAGCUGAGAAUGAACUGCUCACUGCUGCCAACUCCAUUGAAGCUGCUGCAAAGAAACUGGCAGCUCUGAAGCCAAGGCAACCAGCCAAGAGGGCUGAUGGCAGUCAGGAGGCAGAUGAAAGUCUGAACUUUGAGGAACAAAUCUUGGAGGCAGCUCGCUCCAUUGCUGCAGCCACAGCGGCGCUGGUGAAGGCUGCUGGUACUGCACAGAAGGAACUUGUAUUGCAGGGCAAGGUGACAGCAGCCUACAGAGCCUCUUCUUUCCUGGAUGAAGAUGGCCAGUGGUCACAGGGACUCAUCUCAGCAGCCAAGAUGGUUGCUGCGGCCACUCACAACCUGUGUGAAGCUGCCAACUCCAUGGUCCAGGGGAAUGCCAGUGAGGAGAAGUUGAUCUCCUCUGCCAAACAGGUGGCUAGCUCUACAGCACAGCUGCUGGUGGCCUGCAAGGUGAAGGCAGAUACCGACUCUGUGUCCAUGCAGAGACUACAGGGAGCUGGUAAUGCUGUGAAGAGGGCCACAGAGGCCUUGGUGAGGGCAGCCCAGCAGGCCAAGGAACUAUCUGAGGAGGAACAAAGUCUGACUAUCAACAAACGUAUGGUGGGAGGAAUGGCACAGAUCAUCAUGGCUCAAGAGGAGAUCAUACGCAAAGAAAAGGAACUCGAGGCAGCCAGAUCGCGGCUGGCAAUGAUCAGAAAAGAAAAAUACAAGGACAACCCACCAGAGGAAACAGAUGCUGUGUGGUGAUCACAUGGUCAUAAAGACAACAAUAUUAAAAACAAAAAUGUAUAAAUCUAUAUAGUGUUUAACAUAUGACAUCCAUUCGAAGUAUAGAUACUCCAUGAACUUCUGUUGGUUAAGUGGCAGAAUGGACCUGAUCAUGUUGAAUGUGGAUUGAGGCAUUGAGAUGGGAGACGUUUGACUUAAUGUUAUGCGUAAACAUUAAUUUAAUACCAUGCCUUGUACACCAUCGAAUUUGCCAUUUGUCGCACCAUUAUGCCAAAUUUGAGAUUCUUCAAAUCUAAUAUAUAAAUUGUUAUAUACACCAUUCGAACCAUGAGGAUGAAACGAAUAGACUUUCUUUUUCCUUGUGAUUUAAAGGUAAUAUUAUUUGUGCCUACAUACAUAUCAUGAUAUUCAGUGCCUACUAUUUGGUGCUAUUCCAAUUUAAUUAAGUAGUAUUUUUUUUCUGUAGUGAUGUUUAAAGAAGAUCACAUUUAUAUUAACACAGGUAAAAUCAUGUAGAACACAAGCACCCAAGAGUAUUCAUUUUUUCAUUAUUGGAUACAUUGACAAUGGUCAUAUUUCUGUAUUCUUUUAAGUUUACUAGUAUUUUAUUGUUCCAAUAUUAAGAGCAACCCCCUCCCCAAGAGAUAACCUCUAUUGCAGUAGUAGUAAUACUAGGACUAGAAUUUUAGGGCUAAAAAAUUUAGAACUAGAAAAGUAGGAAUUUUGAAGGGGUCAAUUGAUUUGGUUCUUAAAUUUGAGUAACAGAAUGCCAUUAUUAUGUAUAAAGCUUUUUCAUUUCA